CAACAUUUCAUCGUGCCUUAAACCUAUAUAUAAUUCAGCGCUGAGAGAAUGACGGACUCCGUGCCGAGUGAUGUAAUCGCGCUCUCGAAUAAAGUGGCGUCUAAAAUUGGUAUCGAAAACCUAGAAAUUAUUUUACAUGGAGGUAACGCCAAAGGAGAAGGAUACCUUGGAGAAAUUUUAUUCAUUCAGUUAAUAGACAAGAAUAAUGGAACGAGUCAGCAUGUUGUUGUGAAACGUGCAUUUACUAAAAAACAAAUCAGAGAAUUGAAUCCAAUAAGGGAGGCGUUUUUGAACGAAAUUUGUUUUUAUCAAGAAAUUUUACCGUGUCUGCAACGUUUUCAAAUGGAAAAUGGCUUAGACAAGUUUAAUAAUAUACCUAAUUGUUUAUUUACAAGCAAAGAAGACAACAAUGAAUAUUUAGUACUAGAAAACAUUAAAAAAGAUGGAUUCGAACUAUUCGAUAAAACGAAAAUUUUAUGCUACGAACACUUGAAGGCAAUCUAUAAAACCUAUGCCUAUUUACAUGCGACUAGUUUUUUGUAUAGAAAAUAUAAGACGGAAGAAUUUGAUAAGUUAUUUGAGGAUUUGUUCGAUAUGUGUGAAGCGUUUACGAAGGUUGAAUACUCAAAUGCGAUGUGGAUGGACAUCUUUAAACUGGCAGCUGAGAAACUGAUUCCUGGCGAAGACGACGAAGUGAUUGCAGCAUAUGAUAAAUACGUAAAAAAUGGACUCGAAAUAACUCGGCGGGCAUGGUACUACAAGGGAAAGUACCCCCUCCUUACACACGGGGACUGUUGGAGCAACAACAUGAUGUUUAAAUAUGAUGAUCAAGGGAACGUAGUAGAUUUAAAACUUUUGGACUGGCAGCUUGUUAAAACAGGUUCACCGGUUCAAGAUCUGUCCUACUGUCUCUAUUCUGGAGCAUCACUCGACACGUUCGAAAGGCUAGAUGAUCUCCUCAAGGUAUAUUAUGAUAAUUUUUCCUCAGUUUUGCGACAGUGUGGUGAAAAUCCGGAAGAAGUAUAUCCCUUUACGACAUUAAAAGAAGAAUGGAAAAAGCAUAGCAAAUUUGGUUGGGCCACAUCUUUGAUGGUGUUGAAAAUUAAAACUACCGCACAACAAGAUAAAGUUGACUUGGCUGAUGUUAGCAUUAGUGAUAACCAAAUAGAAAUGGCCAAAAAAAUAGUACACGGAACGCCUUGCGAAGAAUAUGAUAGGAGAGUACGGGAACUCUUGUUGCAUGUAUACAAAAUAGGUGGCAUGUAGAUUGUAAUUUUCUUCUUUUAUUUGUUUAUGUAAAUAAUAAUAUUUAAAGAUUAUUUGCAAACACUUCCUAUAAACUCCAGCACAUAAA
Aethina tumida (small hive beetle) is the source of this 1354-nucleotide messenger RNA. RefSeq lists its product as uncharacterized. The coding region runs from base 49 to 1266 and encodes 405 amino acids. The record is from RefSeq and is a predicted model, not a curated record. NCBI's taxonomy places the organism in Eukaryota, Metazoa, Arthropoda, Insecta, Coleoptera, Nitidulidae. The transcript has 3 exons.